Molecule: messenger RNA, 1374 nt
Organism: Sciurus carolinensis (gray squirrel)
Lineage: Eukaryota; Metazoa; Chordata; Mammalia; Rodentia; Sciuridae
Gene: Cldn10
Product: claudin 10
Exons: 5
Coding region: 463-1155 (230 amino acids)
Biological process (GO): bicellular tight junction assembly; cell adhesion
Cellular component (GO): plasma membrane; bicellular tight junction
Molecular function (GO): structural molecule activity
Source: RefSeq, a predicted model, not a curated record
GCCCAGGAAGCCGAGCUACAUGCCACGGGUAGGGUGGAUCGGAGGUGACGGAGUGGGGGGGUCGCCGCAGGUUGUCCACAUCUGGCUGCCAGUCUUUUUUCCUGCACAACUCUAACCACAGAGUCAUUUUCCGCAGCAACCCGGGCCGGAGAUUCAGGGACAGGGGCGCGCAGACCAGCUCUCCUCCCGACAGCGGGCGGCGGGCCAGCUGGCUGACGAAAACCCGGGUGCCCACCGCAGAAGCGCCUCUGCGCCCCUGCGGACGCGCCCUCGCACUCGACCGACCGCGCAGCCUGGUGCGGGGCCGCGCGCGCCCUCUAGCGCCGGGUCCGUGCAGAGGCGGCGGCGGCGGGUCGGGGCGGAGGCGGCUGCUGGAGGCGGAGUCGCAGGGCCGGGCGCACGGGGGUCGCGGCGCGGAGUGGGAGUGCGAGAGCCGGCGCGAGCGCGGCUGCAUCCUGCGGCAUGGCGAGCACCGCCUCGGAGAUCAUCGCCUUCAUGGUCUCCAUCUCCGGCUGGGUCCUGGUGUCCUCCACGCUGCCCACCGACUACUGGAAGGUGUCCACCAUCGACGGCACGGUUAUCACCACCGCCACCUAUUGGGCCAACCUGUGGAAGACUUGCGUUACCGACUCCACGGGCGUCUCCAACUGCAAGGACUUCCCCUCCAUGCUGGCGCUGGACGGUUAUAUCCAGGCGUGUAGAGGACUUAUGAUUGCUGCUGUUAGCCUGGGCUUCUUUGGUUCCAUAUUUGCACUGUUUGGAAUGAAGUGUACCAAAGUUGGAGGCUCAGAUAAAGCCAAAGCUAAAAUAGCUUGUUUGGCUGGAAUUGUAUUCAUACUGUCAGGGCUGUGCUCCAUGACUGGCUGUUCCCUGUAUGCAAAUAAAAUCACAACAGAAUUCUUCGAUCCUCACUAUGUGGAACAAAAGUAUGAAUUAGGAGCUGCUCUGUUUAUUGGAUGGGCAGGAGCCUCCCUCUGCAUAAUUGGUGGUGUCAUAUUUUGCUUUUCAAUAUCUGACAACAGCAAAACACCCAGAAUGGGAUAUACAUACAACGGGGCCACAUCUGUCAUGUCUUCUCGGACAAAGUACCAUGGAGGAGGAGAUUUUAAGACCACAAACCCUUCAAAACAGUUUGAUAAAAAUGCUUACGUCUGAAAGAUCUCUUGCUGGCAAGUUGUACCUUGAGUUUGUUAUAAAGUGGACUGUUCACAAAAUGAUCCUGUCAAGGCCUCCUAUAAUUAACUCUCAAACUAUUUUUAAAAUACGAAUUUGAAGAACUUGUUGAUUGUGUGGAUGUAAAUGUUCUUGCAUAGUUAUAUAAUAAUCAUUUCCUGUUGUGGCUUUCUAUAAAAAAAAAUAAACAGGUUAUUUACA